UCACUCUGACCGAACCUCCAUCACUGCUUCUUGCGCCGCCCCUUUCCCCUUCACGCUCAAUUUCAUCGGGUUUUCCUUCUGCAUCACUAUCCAGCUUUACCUCUCAAUAUCAUAAUAUCCUUGCUCGUAAUGCCAACAUGUCCUUCAGAUAAUCAGCAAGCCGUGGACCAAACUGGAUUCUGGAAUCCGGAUGGAGGGAUUGAAUGGGAUGCACAUCGAAUUGGAUGGGCUAUUGCCGGUGCAUGCUCUGUAGCUACCGUUCUCAUAUCCAUGAUCUCUGUCUUUCAGCAUUGUCGGACAUACACCAAGCCAGCGGAGCAACGACAAAUUCUCCGAAUCCUCUACAUGCCCCCAAUAUACGCCGUCAUAUCCUUCUGUUCAUAUCGAUUCUUCAGAAGUUAUACAUACUAUGAUCUAGCUGAAGUCGUAUACGAGGCAUUCACGCUCAGUGCCUUCUUAAUGCUCUUGAUUGAAUUCGUGGCCGACAGUGGUUCAGGCCACAACCCCGAAAGUUCCAUCGCCCGAAAAGGGAAACGGAAUCUACCUUUUCCUUUUUGUCAUUGGCGGUAUCGACCUACCAAGCCAUAUUUCAUGUAUACUCUCAAGUGGGCUGUCCUGCAAUAUGUUAUACUUAGACCCGCCAUCUCCAUCACCGGCAUCAUCUGUCAAGCAUUCAAUGUCCUAUGCGAAUCCUCAGGCUUCAACGUCCACUACGCCAACGUCUAUCUCGAGGCCAUCGAUUUCGUCACUAUCAGUAUCGCCUUAUACGGUCUCAUCUUAUUCUACGCUCUCACCAGAGAGGAACUCGCCGGUCGACGACCCCUCGCAAAGUUCUUGGCUAUCAAGUUGAUUGUAAUGUUUACGUGGUAUCAAUCUUUCGUGUUCGACGCUCUCGAGGGCCGUGUCAUUCAUGCAACGGAGUAUUGGUCAGAGACCAACAUCGCUGAUGGGCUGAAUGCGCUCACGAUUUGUAUUGAGAUGAUAUUUUUCGCCUGUUUCAUGUGGUGGGCUUACACACCCGCUGCGUACCGUAUUGAAGGAGCGAAACCGACCAGUAUCUGGCGACCGUUAUGGGACUCAAUAAAUUUCAGUGACUUUGCCCUGGAAAUAUGGUACUCUCUCAAGUUCUUCAUCGCCUACAUCCGCGGGGUGCCCGAGACCCACAGCCGCUUUGCCAAAUCGAACGCCGGUUUUGACGAUGCCUUCGGUCUUACGACGGGUCGUCCAGUGUCCUACAACAAGCAUAGCAUGAAUAUCGGUUCCCUGAGAGGGCAAAAUGGUCGUACGAGUCCGAAUUAGAACCAUAUUAUGGGUCGGCAGGGGUACAUGGUGAAUCAAGAGUGGGACUACGUGUUGUUGAUACGUCGUCUAGCCCGACAAACG
This is a messenger RNA of Lentinula edodes (shiitake mushroom), 1383 nucleotides long. Its product is annotated as organic solute transporter Ostalpha-domain-containing protein. The transcript has 18 exons. Lineage: Eukaryota; Fungi; Basidiomycota; Agaricomycetes; Agaricales; Omphalotaceae. Bases 130 to 1299 code for a protein of 389 amino acids. Gene Ontology annotation, molecular function: transporter activity. Gene Ontology annotation, biological process: transport. The record is from RefSeq and is a predicted model, not a curated record.